AACCCGUUCAAAACAAUCAUGGUAUUUUCUUUUCUUUUUUUUUUUUUCUUUAAAAAAAAAAAUAAUUGAACUCAUAAUUUUUAUUUUGAGAUUCAUUGAUUAUCUAUAGUCAAGAAGACACAUUGAGUGAAAACACAGAUGAUACAAUAACCAAACAUAGAGUAAAUAUUUAUUUUUAAUUAUUCUAACUUUUCAUUUGUAUAUAUUCUACUUUUAGUCGUACGUGUCAGACAAUGAAAGUAAUAGAUUUAAACAAUUGGAUUAUGACGAUAUUCAAUUAGUUUUAGAAUGUGAUAAAAUAACUGAUACAUUAAGUGUACCAUUUCGAAUUCGAGAUUCAUAUUGUGUUACUGAAUCAGAUUUAGAGCUUGAAUUAGCUGCACUUGAAAUGAACAAGGAAAUAACAGCACCCUUAAGUAUUCUCACACAUCAGACAGAUAUUUAG
Messenger RNA from Didymodactylos carnosus, 445 nucleotides. The record is from the annotation of a GenBank genome assembly. Lineage: Eukaryota; Metazoa; Rotifera; Eurotatoria; Philodinida; Philodinidae.